Anopheles moucheti is the source of this 2579-nucleotide messenger RNA. RefSeq names its product MRG/MORF4L-binding protein (gene MrgBP). The transcript is spliced from 2 exons. NCBI's taxonomy places the organism in Eukaryota, Metazoa, Arthropoda, Insecta, Diptera, Culicidae. Gene Ontology annotation, cellular component: nucleus; NuA4 histone acetyltransferase complex. The record is from RefSeq and is a predicted model, not a curated record. The coding region runs from base 57 to 734 and encodes 225 amino acids. Gene Ontology annotation, biological process: regulation of transcription by RNA polymerase II.
GCAAGCGGUGGUCCAUAUUUUGUGUUUAUGCCACAGUAGUGGUAACAAUUUCACCAAUGUUGUCGGUUUUGCGAGAGAAACAAGAAAUGGAACAUCCAGAGUGGACAGCAGAAGAGGAGGUGCAACUUUUUCUUGCCAUGGAAGGUGUUCGGCCGGUUGGAAUCAACAGACAUUUCUUCAUGGCUUGCAUCGUCGAACGCUUGUCGAAAGCGCUGCAGCGAGAGAUCAGUAGCGACGCAGUCUGGUCGCAUCUUGGCACGCUGUACAAUCUAAAAGCACUGGACGAAGCGGAACCGGUACCAUUCCCUAAUGAUGAGUGUGACUUCUGUCUGCCGGAAUCAGAUUUCAGUGCUGCUUUUGCGAAACGGCGACAAGAAGACUCGGAACGAAGCGUUACUGCUACGAUUGGUGGGGAGCACGAAUCCAAAAAGUUGGAAACGAAAUUGGAUACUUCGGUUGCGAAAACAUGUGCUUCCAGAACACCGAUACCGUCUUCUCGGCAGGAGGCUAAAGAUGGGGAAAAAGAAGAAAAAGACGUUAAGGAACGUGGUGAAGUAGGGACGACGAAAAUAAAGCUUAAAAGCUAUGAUAAUAUCGGAACACACGAUAGCGGGCCGAAACGAUCACAGAAACGGACCCGCGGUUCGAUGUCGACCGAGCCAGGCAUUUCGAAUGCAUCCAGUCCAGCAAACACACCGCCAAAUGGACCAAAUACAAAACGUCGACGAAUUUAAUUGCAAUGCAGUGCAAAACAGCUAUUUCGAACUAAGCUGCUAGCCGUUUCAUGUAAAUAUCUGCAUCUUCAGUUACUCGGUAGUUUGCAACGCGCGUUGAAAACUAAGUAUCGGAAUACAAAAAGAUACCGUCUUUUUAUGCAAUAACUUUCCUGGCAGUCGAGACAGACAGAUAAUCUUUAUGGACUACUUCAAAAGCCAGUGAAAAGAGAUGACCUGACCUUCAUCUGCGAUUAAUUAUAAAAGACAUAACCCAAUGGAUAUGCAACGAAAAGGUUGAAUACCUUUUUUCCUUAUGGCCGAAGAGAUGCUCGCUGUAUAGCAGAGUACACAUUUUAACCGUAAGCAGCAACUCGAGUUCCAGCACUAUCAACAUUCCGCCUAUCUGAGGGGAACGAUGAGAGUUUAUGUUGAUGGCGAAGUCCAGUAAUAUCCUAUAGACCCUUCUGUUGAAUAGCGCGUGGUCAUAUUGCAAUUGAGGAAGAAGUAUCGUUCAGACAUGGAACGAUGCAACACCAGUGGAGAAAACGUCUAUUGCGCAAAAGGCUUAGAAAAUCCAUAAAUAGCUAGACGAAUCUUACCAUUCCCCGGAAUUAGCUGGUCUAGAAUGAGUAUCCCAAAAACGAUGGAUAUUAAAAUACUUGACCAAUUCACAUGGGGUUAGAUGCGAUUCCCGGAAUUUACGCAGCUUUUAGUUUGAAAAUUUAACCGUACACUGCGCAUGGCCCAAGUAGUCCAAAUAGAUAUCCCCUUUUGGAGAAUGAUGGAAACGUCUAACGGAAGAGCAGACGUAACUAGCGUAAUUACGCAACAGAAGUAUAAAGCGAAGAAUGAGGAUAAGGUGCCCUCAACGUUACGAUGGAAUUUUGGAGCAUAUAUUCAAAGCAUGAAGAAGAUCUUACCCACGCAAGAUUGAAAUGGUCAUUCGGAAACUCUAGCUGAUUGAAGACAAGAUUGCAAUAGUCUUUCGGAAGCAUUAGCUGAUGCCGACGGUAUCUGAUCAGCUGAUGAACGCCUGGAAGGAGCGACUGAAAGUGUCUGUAAAAACAACUUGUAAAGGAAGCCCGACAUCUUGAUCUUAAUGGUAGUGGAAUCGGCUACUGUACAUUACCACCAAGGAAUAAUACUUUGACGUCUCCAACAUCAAGCGUCCGAAGAAAUUACCACUGUCGUACCAUCUGCGAAAAGAAAUUAAUCUUUCCUCCAGAAGCUCUCAACUCACCUAAAAAAAUGUCACACAAAUGAGGAUAUAGGUUCAAGGCCACCAAUCGUUUAAAAAGGCUGUCACUCGAGGAGAUGGACUGGCUGAAAUUAAACGCUUUACCAAAAGCGUCUAUUUGAAAGAUGUGCAACAGAUGUGACUGUUAAAAAUUCUUGGAAGAAACUUUAAAUAAGAAUGUACUCCGACAAGAUCGAGGUUUAAACGAAAGGUUAGCCGAUCAGCCGAUUUUUUAUGAUUCAGAUGCAAUAAAAAUAAAGAAAUCAGGUUUUUAUUUCCCCUUCAAAGCAAGGGGAAUAGCUUUGUGUAUAGAGAGUCAGAAAGUCCAGAGGUCAUGCUCUGGCAUGAUGGCUUUUUUUUCGGUAAGUGCGUAUGCCAGAAUAAGUUAGGUCUAUGUGGGUUAGAUUAGUUAGGUUAUUUAAAAUGUAGUUUCCUGUGAAAACUGCAGAAGGACUUCAAUAUUUUUUUCCAGAUUUGUCAAUUCAUUUUGAUAAAAUUGACAUGCUUAAAAUUGUCUCGGAUUACAUGUAUAAAAAGAAUGAUAAAGCAAAGUAGACUAAUAAUUUUAUUUGUAAAAAUGCAGUAAAAGUAGAAAAAAAGAAUCUUUCACAUUUUCUUGACGACUG